Molecule: messenger RNA, 5832 nt
Organism: Paramuricea clavata
Lineage: Eukaryota; Metazoa; Cnidaria; Anthozoa; Malacalcyonacea; Plexauridae
Source: the annotation of a GenBank genome assembly
UGUACAGGAAGAAGUGCAUUCAAAAUAUUUUUGUAUUUUACAGAAUGAAAGUAUUUCACAAAUGUUAUGGAAUAUAUACACUUUGAAAAGGUUUGUACCGAAUGUUUAAUAUCUGUAGUUUUUAAUAUAAUGUUGAUUUAUUAGUGUUAUUUUUAAUAAAUUUGAAAUUUUUCUCUUAGCAAGAAGGUUCUCUAUGUGCCCAGCAUUGUCUGAACUCUCUGCUGCAAGGUUUGGAUAGAAACUUAAAUAGAUUACCAGAAUUUUAGUUACAUAAGCUUGUGUUUCACCCGUUUAUAAUUGUCAAAGCUUUUGUUGUAUGUAGACAAAAUAAUAAAAAACAUUUUGUCUAACUUGAAGUGUCUAACUUGAAGUACUAUGUUUAAAGCAUCAUAAGUUGACAAGUUUGAACUUGCCUCUGAUAUAAAUUGUCAUUGGCCAUAUGUAACAAAACUUUCUGCUGUGAAUUGGAACUUAUGAAAUUGGAACCCUAAUCCUUCAUCCCUUGCCGUUUUGUUUUGCAAAAUACCAUAAGCCCCCAUACAAUGUCAAUGGUAAAAUUUAAGUAACAAGAAUAUAAUAUAUUGGGCAUCUAAAUUCUCAAUACAAUAUCUAUUUCCUGUUCUAUUGACUUAAGAAAUUUCAGUCACAGCAUUAACUACACACAAGAGCUCUUGGCUGAGCUAACCCAGGCUAUGAGAGGUCAUAGCUUAGCAAGGUUCCACCAACCUGUUGUAACGAGGAUUCCUUCCUUUCCCCUCUUUCACUAGGUCCAUAUUUUACGCCGGUUGAUUUGGCACAACAUGCACGUGAGCUUGACGAGGCUGAAAGACAAACCAUGGCAGAGGGGGAUAUCAAUUCUGCUGAUUAUGUUAAGUUUAUGAAUGUAUGUCCUAAACUAAACUAACUUUAUUUAUACCCAGUACUGGAUAGCUCAAUCAGUUCUAAACUGUUCUCCCUAGAGGUCCAGUAAUUAAGAGUCGUCUCUUAUUGAUCCAGUGUUACGUCAAGAAGACUGAAACCUGAACUAAACUAACUUAUUUAUACUAGAUAUAGCUCUAUUAGUUCUAAACUGUUCUAUCUAGAGGUCUGGUAAGAGUCAUCUCUUAUUGAUCUGGACAGUGUUCUGGAAUAUCUAGAGAAAAUCUGCAAUGUUUGCUCAAACUGGAAACACUCUCCACAUGCAAUGGAGGCAAAAAUCCUCAGUUGCACAGGUGUAAGGUGGGGGGGUGAAUAGGUUUUCAGAUCGUCGGAUUUCACAGAAAAAAUUGUCCGGAUUUCGGAUCUGGCGAAUGUUUUACACAGAUUUCAGAUCUUAUUAAUACAGCAGAUUGCGGAUUUAUCUAAUAUUUUGGCGCGGAUCGCGGAUUUUGCUUCAAAUCAGUGGAUUUGUAUACCCCUAUUCACCCCCGCCCUGUAAGGCACCACAUUUCACAAAAUGAACGAAAUUCAUUGAAUUAUACAUUUUGCAGCAACCAUCGUCAAAUAUGGAUGAUAGUGGCUUCUUCUCAAUCCAGGUACUGUUAGUGGUGGUAUAUCUUUAAAUCUGAAAAUCAUUGUCAUGGAAUAAUAAAAAUUACAAUUGUUCACAUCUUCUAAAAUUAGCCUGCAAAGCAGAACCAAGCCCGCGAGUGCCUGCUUUGCAGGCUAAGAGUGAGUUUCCAAAGUAUUUAUUCUCUGGAAAUAUAAUAUUUUUAUAAAUUUAGUGUUUACUGACAUAGGUAAUCUGUAGAGCAUUGGAAGUCUGGAAUCUCACUGCUAUUCCCUAUUCAAGUCCAAACGUCGAAAGCGCAAGACAAAACCCAGCGUAAGAUAUGUUAAAACUACAAGUGUAAUGCAAUAAUCUUUUCAAUAAUCUUUGUAAUAACUGUAACACAAUGUCAUCAAUUGCUGUUGAUAAGGUUAUCAAGAUUUUGAGCCGAAUUUGUACAGGAAUUGCCUCGCAUUCAUUGUCAACUUUAAUAUUAAAUAAUAGUAACACGAAAUAGCGCUAAUUGUACGCACGUAACGCAAGGACACGCUUUUUUUCCCACGAGUGCACGCAUUUACAGCGCAACUGAACAGACAUGCGCACAUGGUGUACAAUACAAUACCAGGUACACUACAAACAACACCCCUACAACACCAACUGCAUGCAUCUGCAACAGAAGUAACAGAAAGUACAAACACAUCUACCGCAAAAUAUACGCAUUUAUACCACUAAAGCCCGGCUUACACUACCCUCAAUUUUUGGUACGGCACGGAUAAAAUUGGUACCCGUACCACUUUUUUGGUUCUUGGACUACCUAUUCAGAUAGUCCAAGAACCAAAAAAGUGGUCCGGUACCAAAAAUUGAGCGUAAUGUAAAUGGGGCUUAACUACUGAACACAUAUAGACACAUGCAAAGUUCAAACGGCUCGAGUAUUACGACUAUUGUACUGUAAAUUACACACAUCUAUCUAAACGCGACUAUAUCUCAGGACCCGAGUAUGUGGUAGAAAUCGCAGCAGAAAUUGCAAGUGUAAACGGGCUUAUAUUAAUCGUAAACUGCGGCGGACAAGCGAGACUAUACAGUGCAGCGCAGACUACUUGGUCACCGCAAAAAGCUCCAAGUCUGCCGUAUCACUGAACAGCAACGUUUACUUCACAUUCAUAUAUUCUACAUUUUUAUUAGCGGUGAAAAAGCGUUCAUUUGUAAUUUACAACAACAUUGGUUUACCAUUCGAAAGUUGGGACGACAGGUAUCUACGAUGUCUUCUAAUUGCAACUUCGUUAAUUUGUUCUCUAAUUGAUACAUUUUCCAUCUGUUGUGUAGUGGUUCAAUCUAAAUUCGACUGCAUCUGGUCCUGAACUAAUAUCAGAAACAUAUCUUUCUCUCUUUUUAACACAACUGCAGAAUGAAGGUAUUCAUUCUAUUUUAGCUCCAUUUAUAUUGGACGGGACGGACUCAGGCAAAGAAGAGAUAGUUCAUCUAAUAAUUUGUCUGUGUACUUCCUACCCCCUACAGGUUAUUCAAUCUUCGUUGUUCGAGGUGUGUUUCCAGAUUGUGAAUCAGAUAAAAUUUUAACUUUACUUCCUGUUGACCCCACCAAAGUCAAGUCAACGUCAACAAGAGGAAAGUCGAAAAAUGUAGCAAAAAAUAACGACACAAAAACUCUUGAACCAAAACAAGGUAUAAAAUGCUUCACAAUAUUUGCUUCAGUGGCAGUGCACACGAGACAUGAAGUCGAGGUUCACAAUGAUUUCCCUCGAUUUCUGCUUAAAACAUUCUAUUUCAACACACCCUUCGGUUCAGUCUUGGCCAUACAGCCUUGUUUUCGCCGUUGAGUUCAUAGAGUUGCGAUAGAUAAUCUAAAAAACUCAUAUAUAAUUAGUUCAUCAGUAACAAAACAAAGGGCUCCAACGCUGAGAUCUCAAACAUGAAAACGAGGCUCCAUAGCCACGGCUAAGUACUUUCUGGAAGGGUGUAUUGUGUUUGUGGCUAAAAUUCGUCUUCAUUUUUAGUCGAUGUAGACGAAGUGAGGAGAAAAAGGGAACAGUUUUACUCAGCAAGGUUGGUUUCUUGCGUUAUAUUAGAGAAGUUCGGAUUUGACUUCCACCACCAUUAAGGCAUCAUUAAUCAAUCAGAUGCAUUUGAACUAUCCAAUUAACCAAUCAGAUGCAUUUGAACUAUCCAAUUAAUCAAUCAGAUGCAUUUGAACUAUCCAAUUAAUCAAUCAGAUACGUACUAAGCCAGUGAGAGGUAUAGUGAGUCAAAUCUAAACCUCUCUAUUCUUUGGUAGGACAAUGAAUACUUGCAGCUGAAGAGAGUUCUUAUGAUACUUUGUUAUAGAUUUAACAAUGAUUCAGGAACAUCAUCAUCUCAAACAAGUCAAACGAUCACUUCUCCUUCUCAAGGUAAAAAAUAUACUCAUCUCAUGUUUAGACAAUUUAACCAUACAGCAGUGUGAAUUCACAACUUGAAGACACAGUAAGUCACUAUCAUUGAUUCUAUUUGGCAAUUUACAUUCAGAACACUGAGGAUACCUCAAACCUUCACCCAAUAUGGUGAGGUAUUCUGACCAGGUGUGGUAUGUUCGUCUCAAUUUAUAACUAUUUUUUCAUUUCACAGAAGAAACAGAAGAAGAGAUGCUUCAAAGAGCUCUGGCACUUUCCCUAACUCAGGGCUGAUGAAGGUCUCAUAACAGCGCAUAAGAAAGAACACGGGAUGUCUGUAUUGGCCACAAUAGAACGCAGGAAUUACGGCUGGUUGAUGGUCACAGUAGGACACAAACAAAACAUUGAUAUGACUGCAGUUGGAUGGGAAUUAUUCAAAAAUUGGUAAAAAUCUAAGAAGUAUCAAUUAACUUCACGAUAAAAUGAACGUGUAAAGAUAUACAUUAUCAAAUAUUUGACAAAUAAAGAAGUCUGAAGUGUAGAUUUCAAAAACGUUUACAGCAGUAGAAAGAAAUGCAUGUACAUUGUAUUAUGGAAGACCUGUACUUUAAGGAAGUUCAAGUAUCAGAUUAAAAGUUUGAUUGGUCUAUACGCACUAUUCACUGUAAUCAAUGUGUGCAAAAAUGAGUUCGCUAAUAUACUAUCAUGGAUAUACAUAGUCGUAAAAAAUAUCUUAUAGAGUUUCGAGUUCAGUACAUGUCCACUUCUCUGUCACACUGGUCUACGUCUAUUGAGAUAAAUUAAAAAUGACUAGUGCCAGGUGCAUAUCUCAUAAAUUUUCUGAGGCUUGGCUUACUUUUUCGUACUAUUUCCGUCGCCAGGCUUUGAUUUUGUCUAUGCAUGCUUCACUGACAGACAUCAACAAGCCCCAUAACGAGACUAAUCACAUUUUUAGCCAGAAAAAUAGCAGAAUCAAAAUCGUAGUGGAACCACAACACUAGGCGAAUAACCAGGAAAGCCACAUUUAAAAUAAUUUGAAAAACAAGAGUACACGCUGCUGUUUUCUUACGUAGCUUCGGCUCGGCAUCAUCGUCAUCUUCGUCAAAUUUUACUUGGUGCACUUCGAGAAAAGAAAGCAGAAAGAACAAUAAUGCGGCGACUAGAACUGCAAUCUCCCAUCCCAUGGGUAUUUUGUCACAAAUGUCUUCAUGCAGGACUUCUAUCAUUUCAAUGCCAUCAAAAAGAUCCAUAACUAUCAUGAGAUAGAGUUGUUUCAAUGUCUCAGUUUUAUCCGUGACGGAGGUUAAUAAUAGCAACAUUAGUCCUGGGGUGAAACAUAGUGUUAUCUUCAGGAAUUUUGAGUCGAAGAAAGAAUGGUCGGUUGUUGUGUUGUUAACAUUAGGUGUGCAUAAACAUGUGGCUAUUUCUUGUUCUCGUAGCUUAUUGUCUUCGAUCACUGCCCGUCCAAAUAUCACACCAAUCAUUAUCACAAGCACACAGGAAUAUACUAACCAUACAGCACUCAAACGUUGUUUCAGUGUGUCACGACGCAAAAUUUCAAUCCAGAAGCCUACUGGUAUGAGAAGCAUCACUACUAAGCCAUAGAAACCAAGUUCAUCUUCAUGAUCAGCUACAAACUUCGACAACAGGACAUGUUGGGCAAUGAGGAACAGAACGAAGAAACCUCUGCUUACUAUAUAAAGCCCCAUUCUGUGAUUCGUAGAGUCGCGUUAUUAAAGAAAUACUGUGUGCGUACGAUACACGUUUACCGUACCUUUUACAAAAUGAAAAUGAAAGUCAUUUUAAAGGGACGUCAGUUAAGGGGACGUCCCAUUUAAUGAAGACGAUAUGUAUACAAGACAUUGCUAUGGAAAUAGGAAUGUUAUGCACAAUAAAUUCAGUUAAUCGCGCAAACCAAUCCAUCUCUAGGAUGUAUAACACACAAAACGGGCCUAUGGCUAUGUCAAUUUUUCAACAUUA